This is a messenger RNA of Homo sapiens (human), 1644 nucleotides long. RefSeq names its product sperm microtubule inner protein 5 (gene SPMIP5). Bases 530 to 1483 code for a protein of 317 amino acids. Lineage: Eukaryota; Metazoa; Chordata; Mammalia; Primates; Hominidae. Gene Ontology annotation, cellular component: cytoplasm; nucleus. The transcript is spliced from 6 exons. The record is from RefSeq and is a predicted model, not a curated record.
AGAGGCCAAGUGGGCACCGGAUAGCGCCAGCCCCGCCCAGGUGAGCGCUGAGGUGGGAUUGGAAGAGGGUGGCUAGGAGGGGCCCUACUUUCUACCCACUCCUAGCCCCCUUUCUCAGGACACCGCCUUUCUUCCCACCCUCCUCCCUGCCCACCUCCUCCAGGCAGGCUUAUACCCCAGCUGAUGCUUUUGGGCAACAUAUCCUGUCCCUGAGAGUUUAGAGGUCAUCUGUUCGCACCCCCUUUCACUCUGGAACCCUGAAACCAGUUACCUAACCUCUCUGUGCCUUAUUUUUCACAUUUAUAAAAUGGGGGUUCCAACAGGAACUCAUUCUUAGGGAAGCUGUGGGGAUUAAAGGAGAAUGCGGUUCUGCUGCAACCACAUGGGGAUAGCCAGUGUUCCCUGUCUGUUGCCUUUUUAAAUUGGGGAAUGGGUAUAAUAUAGCAUUUAUAUCAUGGGGCUGUUGAGAGGAUUAAACAAGCGUGGAAAGCUUUCAGAAAAGUAAGCAGGUGGUCAGUAUGGGUGGGACAUGGUCUCACAGCCAGGUCUGUCUGACUCCAGGCCCAGUGCUUCCUCCCAGGAGUCAGAGAGCGAAAUCAUGGAGCCUUCCAAGACCUUCAUGAGAAACCUGCCAAUCACACCAGGCUAUAGCGGCUUUGUGCCAUUCCUCAGCUGCCAAGGAAUGUCCAAGGAGGAUGACAUGAACCACUGUGUGAAAACCUUCCAGGAGAAAACACAGCGCUAUAAAGAACAGCUGCGGGAAUUGUGCUGCGCAGUGGCCACUGCCCCGAAACUGAAACCUGUCAACUCCGAGGAGACGGUCCUGCAGGCCCUGCACCAGUACAAUCUGCAGUACCACCCCCUGAUCCUGGAAUGCAAAUAUGUAAAGAAACCUCUCCAGGAGCCCCCGAUCCCUGGCUGGGCAGGCUACCUGCCGAGAGCCAAGGUCACUGAAUUUGGCUGUGGCACGAGAUACACUGUCAUGGCCAAAAACUGCUACAAGGACUUCCUGGAGAUCACGGAGAGGGCCAAGAAGGCACAUCUGAAACCAUAUGAAGAAAUAUAUGGAGUUAGCUCCACAAAAACUUCUGCUCCGUCUCCAAAAGUUUUGCAGCAUGAAGAGCUGCUGCCAAAAUAUCCCGAUUUUUCUAUUCCAGCAGGCACCCUGACCUCCCUCAGCAACCACCCGUAUGCAGAAGAAAUAACAGCUCCUGGGACAAUGAGACCGUUGUCAUCCACUCAGAAAUGUGCAGAGCCACACGAGGCAGCAAGCUGGGCCUCGGAGGUUUUUUCCAAGGCAAGAAUUUUCACCUGGACAUGCUGGGCUCCCAUGAUUCCAUGGGUAGAAGUCAGAAGGUCAGAGAACUUUGAUGAGAAAAAAAGUUACAUCAUUGUUUUCACUAACCUCCAGGCGAAAUUUAGUAUUUCCUUCCUUGAUGAAUGCAGGCAACAAACCACUGCAGGACCUGUCACCUUGGCCUGAGAGCAGUCACAGAUGUUUUUGUAUCACGUGGCUCUGGCUGCAAACAGCUGGAAUGAUGUUAAAGCUCAUCUCUGUAAUCAUGGUGGUUAUUACAGUGACUAUAUCUACUCUCUCACAUAGUGUUAUUCAAUAUAAGAAUAAAGAAAUGGCUGUUUUAUAAA